Messenger RNA from Fomitopsis serialis, 858 nucleotides. RefSeq names its product mitochondrial carrier domain-containing protein. The record is from RefSeq and is a predicted model, not a curated record. Gene Ontology annotation, cellular component: mitochondrial membrane. The transcript has 7 exons. The coding region runs from base 1 to 858 and encodes 285 amino acids. Gene Ontology annotation, biological process: iron import into the mitochondrion. NCBI's taxonomy places the organism in Eukaryota, Fungi, Basidiomycota, Agaricomycetes, Polyporales, Fomitopsidaceae. Gene Ontology annotation, molecular function: ferrous iron transmembrane transporter activity.
AUGGAGGUCGCAGAAGAGAUUGAGUACGAGGGGCUGGACCCGAACGCUGGCCUGGCGGCUGGCAUCACAGAACAUGCAGUCAUGUUCCCUGUCGACAGUAUCAAAACCCGGAUGCAGGUCUUCGCCACCUCGCCGUCGGCGGUGUACACUGGGAUCGGGAAUGCGUUCACUCGCAUUUCCAGCACGGAGGGCAUGCGUGCGCUCUGGCGGGGCGUGUCCUCCGUCAUCAUGGGCGCAGGACCCGCGCACGCCGCUAUGAAGGAGCUGGGGGGCGGCAACGUAGCAGGCAACCGAAAUCAAUGGAUAGCAACAUCAUUAGCAGGAGCAUCCGCGACAAUAGCGAGCGAUGCACUGAUGAACCCCUUCGAUGUCAUCAAGCAGCGCAUGCAAGUGCACGAAUCGCAAUUCCGUUCUGCCCUCACCUGCGCCCGGACCGUCUACGCGCGCGAGGGCCUCUCCGCCUUCUACGUCUCCUACCCGACCACGCUCACGAUGACGGUGCCCUUCACCGCGGUGCAGUUCACCGCGUACGAGCAGCUCAAAGCGUUGCUCAACCCAUCCGGCACAUACUCGCCCAUCUCGCACAUCAUCUCGGGUGGCCUUGCGGGUGGCGUCGCCGGCGCGGUCACCACGCCACUCGACGUCGCGAAGACGCUCCUCCAGACGCGGGGCCAGAGUACGGACCCCGAGAUUCGGGGCGCGCGGGGGAUGAUGGAUGCGUUCAGGAUCAUUUUGGCGAGGGAUGGGUGGAGGGGGUUCGGUCGGGGCUUGGCCCCGCGGGUGUUGACGUUCAUGCCGAGUAAUGCGCUAUGCUGGUUGUCAUAUGAGUUUUUUAAGGCGGCAAUACGAGAGGACUAA